Molecule: messenger RNA, 3567 nt
Organism: Carassius carassius (crucian carp)
Lineage: Eukaryota; Metazoa; Chordata; Actinopteri; Cypriniformes; Cyprinidae
Product: GRB2-associated and regulator of MAPK protein 2-like
Exons: 6
Coding region: 162-2588 (808 amino acids)
Molecular function (GO): protein binding
Source: RefSeq, a predicted model, not a curated record
AUGGGCGUGCAUCGCGCGCCUCCGCCGGUCCGGUUUAGAGAUCACAUCACUUCGUUGUUUCUCUCACGCGUUUCUCUUCAUCAUGGCGCGAUGCGCUGCUGACACCGGUUCCGUUCCGUUCCCGUGAUGCGCGUGAUGAUGAUGACGGUGACGGAUGAAAGAUGGAGAAACUAUCCGCGAGCAUUAACGGACUCUCGUGGAGCUCCGUGUCGCUGCCGCUGGACGUGAUCGUGAGCAAAUUCCGCUUACCGACACUCGUGCGACUGAGCCACGGUGAGAAUGUGGAGGGUCUUUCGGAGGAGGAUGUGAUUUUACUUCACUCCUGCAGACAGUGGACCACCGUCACUGCCCACAGUCUGGAGGAGGGGCAUUAUGUGAUCGGACCCAAAAUAGACAUCCCACUGCAGUAUCAAGGGAAGUUUAAGUUAUUGGAUCAGGAUCGGGAUGUUCGUGAGCCGGUUCAGUACUUUGGAAGUGUGGAGGAAAUCGCAGGAAUCUUUCCUGAUCGCGUGUUCGUCAUGGAGCCCAUCACAUUCAGUGUUAAGGUGGUUUCUGGGGAGUUUACAGAGGACAGUGAGUUGUAUAAUUUCUCUCUGCAGGCGGGAGAUGAAUUAACCCUCAUGGGCCAGGCAGAACUACUCUGCGUCCAAUCGACUCGCGAGAAAUCCCGCCUGACUGCGCUGCUACGACGACUGGGCAAAGCAAGCGGAGCUCUGGGACGCCCCGUCCGCACCAAGAUGCCUUGUUUGAUAUGCAUGAACCAUCGGACCAACGAGAGCAUCAGUCUGCCGUUCCAGUGCCGUGGGCGGUUCUGCACGCGUUCGCUGCAGGAGCUGCAGAUGCAGGGAGGCGAACACACUGUGCGCAGCAUCAUCGAGCGCGUGCGUUUGCCUGUGAAUGUGUCCGUGCCGUCGCGACCUCCUCGUAACCCAUAUGACCUGCACGUGAUCCGCGAGGGCCAUCGAUAUAAACUCCUCAGCAUCAUCAGUAAAACUGUCGUUCUCUGCUGUAUACUUCGCAAAGAGGAAGUCACACCUUCUCACUUUCUGUUAUUAACGGACAUGCCGCGCUUCACUCUGCCAGAGGGUUUAUUGUGUGCAAACGCUUCCUACCAGCAGGUGGUGCUACAGUGCGCUCUGCGUUGCCAGGAAAGCUUCGAUCCGGACAAUUACUCGCGUGCUGUUCGUGAGGUAAAGACGGACUUCUCCGAGGAGUGUCUUAGUCCGCGGCGGGUUCGCGUGUGUGUUCAGGGCUACGGACGCGACGAGCUCGGGACGUCCCUGCAGAGACUGUCUCUGUGCGUCUAUGGAGGCGGAGCCGUCACACACACUAUCUCACGUGGCUGCAGAGACUCAAUGGGCGACUCACACACGCUGCCCUCUAGUGACGGAGAGGAGCGAGAAUACGUCACGCCUGAUUGGUCGACGGAGGCGCAGGAAAUUCCGUAUGAGGAGGUCUGGACCAAUCAGAGUUCUGGAGGUUUCGGGGUGACGUCUGAGAGUGCAGUGAAGGCGGAGCAUAACCUCAUAUCCUUCCACUCCACUACUACGUCAUUGGAUGGAAUGCUGGGCUCCACCCACGUCGCCAUGGUGCAGAUGGAGGCAGGAAGAGUGUCGAGAGUAUCGACUCCCCCUCCUGUCCCACCCAAAUCUGAAGCUGUGAAAGAGGAGUGUCGUUUCUUAAAUGCUCCUCCUGUUCCGCCCCGCUGUGCUAAAGGCCCCGCCCCCAGCUCUCCAGUCAGCACCCGCUUGCGUAAAACUCCGCCCACCCAAACACUCAACCCAAACCUCUCAUUUUAUUCCUCUGGACUGCAAGAAAGUUCUGCUCCUCGUAGUGGCAGCAACUCUCCAUCACCAGACUCUUAUUCUCUGUAUUGUUACCCCUGCACCUGGGCUGACUGUGUGACCUCCGACCCCAGCGUGAGCCCUGAUCCCGCCCAGCCCGCGCAAGCCUGUUGGUCCCACCCAAGAGGAGGCGGGGCCUACACUUCCAACAUCCUCAAUACACCUCUGCUCAGUACAGACUCCGCCCAUAAGAACUACUCCACCUGUCCUAGACCGCGGCCAGUGGCGCAAAACCGCUUUGCACCGUUUGGCGCCCUAAACCCCUUUGCCAAUCCGGGACACACCCACGCCUCCUCCGAUUGGCUCACCACCACAGAUAGGAACUCUCCCACUCUGAUACCCGACCUCAUUAGCUCCACCCCCAAGGAGCCUCAAGCCAAUCAGGGAGGUUCAGAAGAUGGCCCUGAGACUCCGCCCAGACCAGUCAAGAGUUUAGAGGAGGACACAGUCAUUGCAGAUCCCGCCCCUGGAUCAGUCGCCGUGGCGAAGGGGGCAGAGGGCGGGGCCGGGUCAUCUUGGCGACCCCCAGCAGAGCUCUGCUGGCUCUCGGUGGAGGAGGUUUCAUCCAGUCUGCGGUUCAUCGGCCUUUCGGACGACGUGAUUGGUCUGUUCAACCGAGAGAGGAUUGAUGGCUCUAUUUUCACUCAGCUGACGGAGGAAAUCUUGUCGGAGGACUUUAAACUCACAAAACUACAUGUCAAAAAAAUCAUGCAGUUCAUCAAGGGAUGGAGACCCAAGAUAUGAGGGCAGCAUCCUCGUGAACUGAAGGAAUGUUUUUGUUUGAGAGACACAAGAGUACUUCAGCCACAAUGAGUGCUUCUGCUCAGACCUUUUCAGAUGUUUUAUAUGUGUGUGUGUGUGUGUCUGAAAUGCACCUCUCUAAUCGAAGGACUGACAGAUCGUGACUAAUAUAUUAUGGAGCACUAUUAAUUUUAAUUACAUUAAGAUCAUUAUUAUUAUUAUUAUUUUGGAUUGUGUUAUUAUUUUCUUGAUAUUUAAGCACAUUUAAGCCCUAAACAUUGUCAAUGUUUGAAUGUAAUACUUAUUCUGAUUAUUGUAGUGUGGAAAAAAGUAAAUAAUUUUAAAUAAAACAAUGUUUUUUUUUUCUUAAUAAAACAGGAUCUACAGAGGAUCAUUGAGAAUAAUCAGAACAAACAAAAAACUUUGUUUCAAGAAUUUGUUAAUGAAAAAAUUCUAGGGGGAAAAAUAUGAAUAAAUAUAUUUUCCUUGACCGGUUUGAUGAGAUUCACUCACGUAGAGCACAAUUUUCUUCUUUCCUGCUGCUCUCAUAUGGAGCUCAUGUCAUGCACACAAGGAAGUGAGACUUUUUAGGGACUUAAAAAAAGGUUUAGUUUGUGAUGUACAUGCUAAUAAGAGCAGCAAGAGUUUACAGUCUAAAGAACACGCUGUAAUUAGGUGACAGUAAUUAAGAGUUUAUUAACUACUACAGCCCACGCUGAUGGAGGAUGUGUGUGAGGGGAGUCAGAGCUGCUGAAAUGAGGUUUUAGCCUUAUAUCAUGGUUUAAAAAUUUUUUUUAUCAGCAUUUCAGGAACGUUUCUGGAAUGCUUAUUUAACAGCUUCCCCCUCUGUAGGUGCAUUUGUACUUUGAAUAAUAUUUAACAAUGGUAGUGUGUUUCAUUUGUACUGUAAUUUCACCAUGUAUGAUUUAAUCCUAAUGGAUCAACUACAGAAAAGAAUAAAAUCAAUAGUGCUCAACUGAAA